Polyodon spathula (Mississippi paddlefish) is the source of this 2714-nucleotide messenger RNA. RefSeq names its product transmembrane protein 117-like. NCBI's taxonomy places the organism in Eukaryota, Metazoa, Chordata, Actinopteri, Acipenseriformes, Polyodontidae. The transcript is spliced from 9 exons. Gene Ontology annotation, biological process: intrinsic apoptotic signaling pathway in response to endoplasmic reticulum stress. The coding region runs from base 363 to 1919 and encodes 518 amino acids. The record is from RefSeq and is a predicted model, not a curated record.
UACCAAACGAAUGUAGACUAGAUAUUAACAACCAUCUGUCACUAAUGGGUGAAGAUGUAGUACUAAGCAAGAUAUUUACAGUCGUAUUAGCCUAUUCUGUGUCAGCUUCAUACAUUUAAUAUAGCCUUGAAACUCAAUUCGAAAUGUAGUUUUUAGCAAAUAAAAUACAAAUAUGCCUUACCACACAGCGAUAGAAGAUUUAAGCAACGUAUAUUGAACUGAAAAGAAUUAUUCAAAUAUUGCUAGUUUGUGUAAUGAUGCUGCCAAUAGCAGAUGGAAGCUGAUUGUCUGUCCCAGGAGCAAAGCCUAAAGGAAGAAGAAACAGUGGGUUUCAGAUCGACUGCGGGUUGAGAUCCACCAGGAUGGAGAUUGCUUCAACAUUUCGCUACUAUUUCCAGCACCCAUGGUCUCGUCUAGUUGUGGCCUAUCUUGUAACUUUCUUUAACUUCCUGUUAUUUGCUGAGGAUCCUAUUUCACACAGCCAGACUGAGGCCCAUAUGAUUGUUGUAGGCAACUGCUUCUCUUUUAUUGCAAACAAGUACCCCGGAGGAGGAUGGAGUUUCUUGAAAGUGUUGCUAUGGCUACUUGCCAUCAUCACAGGCCUGUUUGCUGGGAAAUUUAUCUUCCACCAACAACUGUUUGGUCGGUUUCUGAGGUUGAAGGUGUUCCGAGAGGAUCACGGUUCCUGGAUGACCAUGUUUUUCAGCACCAUUCUCUUCUUGUUCAUUUUCUCUCACAUUUACAACCUCUGCCUCCUGAUGGCAGGAAACACGGGUCCGUUCAUUGUGACAGAGUACAUGGGAAUGAGGAAUGAAAGCUUCAUGAAAGUUGCAGCCGUAGGAACCUGGAUGGGGGAUUUUGUCACUGCGUGGAUGGUGACGGAUAUGAUGCUCCAGGAUAAACAUUAUCCAGACUGGGGAAAAGCUGCCAGAACCUUUUGGAAAAGAGGGAACAACAGAAUUGUGCUCUUCUGGACAGUACUGUUUUCUCUGACAUCCGUAGUGGUUCUUGUCAUCAGCACUGACUGGAUCAGCUGGGACAAUUUAAACCGAGGAUUUCUGCCAAGUGACGAGGUCUCCAGGGCAUUCCUUGCUUCUUUCAUCCUGGUGUUUGACCUCCUUAUCGUCAUGCAGGACUGGGAGUUUCCUCACUUCAUGGGGGAUUUGGAUGUGAACCUGCCUGGAAUGUCUACCACCCAAGUAAAGCUGAAGCUGCCUGUAUGUAAAUGUAUUUUCAAAGAAGAAUAUCAUAUACACAUUACAGGGAAAUGGUUUAAUUAUGGAAUAAUUUUCCUUGUCUUGAUUUUGGAUUUAAAUAUGUGGAAAAAUCAGAUAUUUUACAAGCCUUAUGAAUAUGGUCAGUAUGUUGGCCCUGGAGAGAAAAUCUUUACUGUUGAAGACCCUGACACCUUGAAAGAGUUUAAUGAGACCACUCUGACAUGGGAAUGGAGAUCCACCAACAUUGAUCUGAAAAACAACAAGAUCUACAGUCAAAACGAUAUGUUUUUGCACAGCAGGUAUACAGGAGCCAGCCUUGAUGUCAAGUGUCUGGCCUUCAUUCCGAGCCUGGCAGCUUUUGUCCUGUUUGGAUUCUUCAUAUGGCUCUUGGGGCGAUUUCAAAAGAGUGACCAGGGCAUGGAGAACAAGGAUAAAACCUACGAAAGGAUAAAAAGAAAGUCUCCAUCAGAGUAUAGCAAAGACAUGGGCGCGACUCCAGAGGAAGCCCAUGUUACAAUGAAUGAUGGAUUAAAAAAGAAUACACCCAUGUUACUUUCUGUGGAGACUCACAUUAUUGGAUCUAGUAGGUCUAUCUACCCUUCAUCAACGGAAACACAGGAGUCGCAGCCUACUGUUGCCUCUGAAGGUGUAACGCCAACAGAGACCGUUGUCUCCAAUGAUGUCUCUAACCCUUCAACCUAAUCCAGACACAUUUUAACUAAAGAAUACCUUUCUGUCAUUUUAUUUUGCCUUUAGAAUUACAAGACAGCUCAAUAUUUGUGCAUCUUAAAUGGUAUCUGAGUGGUAGGCUGGCAAUAACAGAACCAGAACUGAACAAGGUUCAAACAUAUUAUGUAAAACAAAUAUGUUGUAACUACUGCUAGAUUUAUACUAUAGCAGCACUUUUUUCAUCUACAUGUUUUUUGUUUUUUUUUACCUUUUUUGUAAUUUAUUUGAGUUAAUUAUUUAUUGACUUUUUUCAGAACAAUUGUAACACUUCUCAAUGUUAAUUGUCUUAUAUCUAUGUACACUGACUUCACAGUCUUGUUGGUGCUUAAAACUAUUCUGUAUAGCAGGCUGAAUUUUCUAUCUUUAUUACAGUAUAUGUUUGUGCCUACACUAAACUUAUCCUAAAAAUUAUAAUGGUCAUAUUUGUUAUUAUUAUACUACAUACAGGUAUAAAAUAGGUGCCUUGCUUAGCUAAGUCCUGUAAACUCUUUUACAGUUAUCACCUCUGACUUAUAAAGAAUUAUCUUCUGGCGAGAACAAAACAUUUCAUUUUGCACUCGAACAAUGGUCUUUUCCAUAGAUAUUGUCAAUGAUGCAGAAAAAAACAGUUCUGCUAUGAAGCUGGGAUAGACAGCUGGACUGCUUUAGGAUGCAAGUGUGGUGAUUAUUUUAAGUGCUGCAGUCUUCUAGUGAAUUGAAAAUAGUGAAGCAGAAGGCAUUGGCGUAAGAACUUCUCCACAGGACACUGCUUGUGAAAAUGGGGCUUUA